AUGGCUGCCGAUUCUGCCAACAUUGCCACCCAACCUGCUGCUGCUGCGCCGGCUCUUGCUGAGGGUACUGCAGCUACCAGCAAUCCUUUGCAGGCGAGUAGCGAGAACCCGGCUGCAGCCGCUGCUGGCGCUCUUGCUGCCGACGACGACAAGAAGGUGAGUGACGCUACUGGUCAAGCCAACCAGCUAGAAUGCGCCGCAAAAUCCCGUGUAUCGACGCGCACAAUCUGGGACACGAUAGCGACCACCAAUCCUUGGCUGUCUGCUGACGCAGUAAUCAAACCUCAUGCUCUCAUCUUCCCCUUUGCAAUUGUCACAGGCUCAGCAGGUCUUCGCUGGUGAGUAGAUCAGUGCUUGUCUCGUUUUCGACUACAUUCAACGCAUUCAUGCUGACACUGAAGGUUCUCGCUCAUCUUCUUUGUCCAGGCAAUCUGGCAUUCGCCACCACCGAGGACGAACUCAAGCAGCUCUUUUCCGAGGCUGGUACAGUGUGAGUGCGAGUGCCAGUACCGGGUCGAGGGAGGUGCAAGCCGCGAACGCUGAAGUGAUCUUGCCGCUUGCCACAGUACAAGCGCUCAAAUUAUCACUCGCGGCACUCGUUCCCUCGGGUACGGAUUUGUCACCUUCACGACCGAGUCCGAAGCCAACAAGGCUGUCACACUGUUCCACAAGCGCGAGAUUGCGGGCCGCGAGAUCAACGUAGAGAGCGCCAAGGCUCGCUCAGCUGCCAGAGCUGCUGUGGAGGCUGCUCAGAAGUCCGAUGCUGUGGAUGGCGAGAAGAAGGGCGCCAAGUCAGCUCGUGGACGCGGACGCGGAGGUCGCCGCGGAGGCGUGAGUAAUUUGCGAGAAUAAUGAACAGCAAUGACAUGAGAUCCUUACGCUUACUAGGUCGCGUUCAUCACUCUCAUCAGGCGACUGGACGUCGUCCUCGUACUGAUGAAGGCGAAGAAGGCACCGCAGAAGGCGAAGCCACUACUGCGGAAGAAGCACCCGGAACAAAGGCGAGCGCGCCAGCUGCCAAAGCUUCCAAGCCCAAGGGUAAGGCUGGUGUAGCAGGUGCCGCGAAUGGCGAAGCCAAAGAUGGCGCUGCAGCAACUGAAGGCGGCAAGAAGGCGAAGGCCGCAAAGAAGCCUCGCGAGCCCAAGGGAACGCCCGAGGGCACUCCGAGCAAGACUUUGGUCUUUGUUUCCAAUCUGCCCUUCAACUUUAGCGAUGCUCAGCUGCGCGCCGUCUUCGAUUCCGAGAGUGCGGGAUUGGGCGGCAAAGAUGCGGUGAAGAGCGCCAAGGUGGUCAAGAGGCCUCACACGGGCAAGACGAAAGGUUUUGGAUUCGUCGAUCUCAAAGAUGAGGCUACGCAGACUUUGGCGCUGGAAAAGAUCAAGGGCAUCACGGUUGAGGGAAGAGAGAUUGGAGUCAAGGUGGCUGUGCAAACGGAACGCAAGGUUGCAGAGGGUGGAAAGGACGAUGCGGCAGCGGUGGCUGCUAGCGCUAUUGAAGCCAAGCCCGAGCCCGAUACCGCUCCGUCUGCACCUGGCGUCUGA
Molecule: messenger RNA, 1541 nt
Organism: Ceraceosorus bombacis
Lineage: Eukaryota; Fungi; Basidiomycota; Exobasidiomycetes; Ceraceosorales; Ceraceosoraceae
Source: the annotation of a GenBank genome assembly